This is a messenger RNA of Necator americanus (New World hookworm), 1842 nucleotides long. RefSeq lists its product as uncharacterized. The record is from RefSeq and is a predicted model, not a curated record. Gene Ontology annotation, cellular component: anaphase-promoting complex. The coding region runs from base 1 to 1842 and encodes 613 amino acids. The transcript has 16 exons. NCBI's taxonomy places the organism in Eukaryota, Metazoa, Nematoda, Chromadorea, Rhabditida, Ancylostomatidae. Gene Ontology annotation, molecular function: protein binding. Gene Ontology annotation, biological process: anaphase-promoting complex-dependent catabolic process; protein ubiquitination; positive regulation of mitotic metaphase/anaphase transition.
AUGAACCUUAACACAACUGCCGCUGAAGCGACGGCUUCAACGAAACUCGACGGUCGUGCUUUCGUGGCUGAUCUGCAAUGGCUUCUAAGUGGUUGUGUUGAGCGUUUCCUCACCGAUACCAGUAAAUGGAUUCUAGAGAUUCUGGCAUAUUGCCCUGAGACAUGGGUCCGCCGUUUUGAAGCGUCCGUUGACGUUCCCAGCACAAGCACUUCUGUUUCUGCCUCAUGCACUGUUCAAUGGCCGGCAGUGACAUUGGAAAAUCGUAAUCUUCUCUUCGGAAAGAACCUUCUGUUGAAUCGUGAUUUUGCUCGCGCGUCAUUCUUUUUACGGAAAUCAAAAGAUGUGGGACCUGUGGAACGUUUUUUGUACUAUUGGAGCAAAUAUUUGGGUUGUGUACGAACACGUUUGGAAAAUGACACCGAAGCUAUUGAUCGAAAAGCAGUGGAGCACAACGAUGAUCGAAACUUUGCUGAUUUAUUACGGGAAAUAGGUCGUGAAGAUCGAGCAUCAGAUAUUUUCCUGCUUUACCUCGAGGGGAAGAUCCAGGCAGCGCUUGGAAUCCCGAAAGUAGCUGCUGUAACAAUGAAAGAAGUGCUGAAGAUGGAUUCCCGUUUUUGGCCAGCAUGGGAAGAAUUAGUUCAGUUAAUUCAAAGUGUCGAUGAAAUAGCAACUUGUAAAGCUUUAUGCACCCGAAGUCCGGAUUUCUCAUGGAUGCCUGAUUGGUUUGAAAGCUUAGCAUUGUCUCGAUUUCAUAUGGACAGUGAGGCGUUGAAGAAAGCCGAGAUCUUGGUCUCACGUGGUCUUCCUGGAAUUCCCAUGAUUCUCACUCAAAUCGCAGCCUGCUCGAAUCAUUUGCAUGAUCAUGAAAAGACUGUCGAAGUAUUCAAAUCCAUACGUGCCAUGGACCCGCUUCGAAUAGAACAUAUGAAUUUAUAUUCAGAUUCGCUCUAUAUACGAGGUGAUCGUGUACAACUAUGUGAUCUCGCACAUUCUUUCUUUGAAACACACAGAUUUUCAUUUGAAACGUGUUGUAUAGUAGGUAAUUAUUAUGGUCUACGACGGGAAAACGAACAAGCAAUUAGAUUUUUUCAAAGAGCUCUAAGGUUAAAUCCUGGGGUGGCUUCGAUUUGGGUACUGGUUGGACAUGAAUUCAUGGAGCUAAAGAAUAAUGCGGCUGCGUGUAUGUCUUAUCGGAGAGCCAUAGAAGUUGACCCACAGGAUUAUCGUGGAUGGUAUGGGCUUGGACAAAUGUAUGAUAUUAUCAAAAUGCCUACGUAUUCUCUUUUCUAUUACCAACAAGCCCAUCUCUGCAAGCCUCAAGACUCAAGAAUGCUCGUAGCGUUGGGUGAUGUUUAUCAGAAGAUGGGCCGACUUCGAAACGCUGAAAAGUGUUUCAUUUCAGCGUUCAAGUAUGGGGAUGUGGAAGGCACAGCUUUAUGGAUGUUGGCUAAACUCUACGAAUCUGAGAAUCAAAUGCAACGAGCAGCACGAUCCUACGAAGAAUACCUUAGAGAAUACCAAGAAAUUGAGGAAAGCGAUGAAAAUGUGGUACAUUGCGUGCAAUUUCUGGCCAAACAUUAUCUCGAGCAACGCGAUGUGGAGAAAGCUAUUUACUAUGGACAGAAAUGUCUUGAACAUGAUUCUAUAUCGGAAGAGGGCCGGUUUGUAUUGCGAACUGCUGAGGCGAUGAAGGAAGAACAAGAGAAGGAGAAAGGCGAUGAAGCUCGGCCAAUUGACGAUUCUUUCAAUACAACAGGCUUCGACAUCACUCAGGCAUCUAGCAUGGGUGGCGACGAUUCGGAGAUGAUGAUCUCAGAAGGAGAAGGUGACGAGUCAUUCUAA